AUGUUCUCUGCGUCGUCCAUUAAGUUCGCGGUCCGCGCGUCGCGCCCGCUGUUUACGAAGGCCAGUAUGAUGCCCUGUGUAUCCCUGAGCGAGCAAUUUCCAUCGAUUCCAGCGACACAUCCACUGGCUGCAACUGCUGCCAAGCUUACUACGUCCACGACAUUUUCUGGCCUAAGUUUAGGCUCAGACGACCGAGAUGCUUCCGUGGCUACCAUCGGCGUCUAUCUUAAUACGGGUGCGCGUGAUGAGACUGAGGAUAAUGCAGGAGUGUCACAGUUAUUUGCCAAGAUGGCAUUUCGUGCUACUUUGACCCGCUCAGAUCUACGCCUUUAUCGUGACAUUGAGGCUAUUGGCGGCGUGAUAAACGCUCAAGCUGGUCGUGACUUUGUACGUUAUAGCAUAAGUGUGCUGCCUCAUCAUCUGGAAGCAGCUGCUGUGAUUUUGGCCGAGACAACGCUUGCUCCUAAAUUUGCGCUUUAUGACGUGAACGAGCAGAAAAAGGUGGUGCAGGCAGAGUUCGAAAAGAUCACUGGAGACCCGUCAACUUUGCUUAUUGAAGGCUUGCACGCCGCUGCCUUCUAUGAUGACAUGACUCUGGGCCGCUCUCUCAUCGCUACUGACAAUAUAAGUGCGCUUAACCCCGAUACCCUUUGGAUGUAUCAAAGCAAAUAUGUCAAUACAUCUAGCGCUGCCCUUGUCGGCGCGGGUGUAUCCCACAACACUUUAACUGAUCUGGCCAAUGCUUACUUCAGCUCGUUUGCCAAAGGGGCCGAAGCUUCUAGUGCCGCAGCCAAGUACGUGGGUGGUGAGACUCGUAUCAAAAAGGCCAGCAAUUUAACGCACGUCGCAUUGGCUUUACCUACUGUGGGCCGUGACUCACCUGAUUUUGGCGCCUCGCAGGUACUUCGCGCUCUCCUGUGCUUAAGGAUUACCAGCAAAAAUAUCACGGCUUUCUUGUCGAGUUACAGCGAUGCUGCACUUAUCGGUCUGUCAGGCUACGCCACUCCUGCCGAGGCUGGUAAUCUUAUUGAUUUGUUUGCUUCUGAGCUCAAGAAGAUUGCGUUAUCUCCAGCUACAAAGGAAGAGCUGAGUGCUGCUAAGGCCACAGCUGCUCUCGAGGCCCUUGACAUGUACAAUACUCGAGCAGGUACUAUUGGUCGUGUGGGCCUGAUUGCCACUACAGGUUUCGUGUCAAAAUCGCCGUCACAGCUUGUUGAAGGUGUCUCGGCUGCUAAGCUGCAGGAAUUGGCUCAGAUGGCAUUGAAGGCUACGCCUUCGGUUGCUUCCAUUGGCAAGCUGUCCACGGUCCCCCACGUUGAUGUCAUUGCGAACAAGCUGCAGUAA
Messenger RNA from Plasmopara halstedii, 1344 nucleotides. Its product is annotated as mitochondrial-processing peptidase subunit. Lineage: Eukaryota; Oomycota; Peronosporomycetes; Peronosporales; Peronosporaceae. The coding region runs from base 1 to 1344 and encodes 447 amino acids. Gene Ontology annotation, molecular function: metal ion binding. The record is from RefSeq and is a predicted model, not a curated record. Gene Ontology annotation, cellular component: mitochondrion. The transcript has a single exon.